UCUUCCCUAUUCUCUCUCUAAUUUCUCCGAACUAUCCUGUCUCUCUCUCCUCAUUUUUCUCUGACUCUCUCUCUGCUCCAUCUUUAUACUCUGUUUGGAUGAUUCACUCGUAGCUAUACACACACCUAUACAUACAUACAUAUGGGAGAAGAAGUGAGAUUUUCCGACUACGACGAUCGUGUUCCGGAGUGGGAGCUCGGAUUACCAACCUCCGACGAGUUGCCGCCGUUGUCUCAGCCGUUGAUUACGCCGGAGCUCGCGUCGGCGUUCAGUAUCUCGCCGGAACCCUACCGGACUGCCGGAGACGUUGCUCGCGCGUCGGAGAUCACUUUCUCGGGAUUGCGUGGACAGUACUCGUCGAAAUUAGUGAAUAAUUAUAAUUCGUUUGAUAAUUCGAGGAGUGCGGAGUUCGAUGUGGAGGAGAUCGAUGCGGAUCGAAAUGAUUCGAGGAAGGCGGAGACGAUUAAGCGGCAGAGACUGGUGUGGACGCCGCAGUUGCACAAGAGGUUUGUGGAUGUGGUGGCGCAUUUAGGGAUUAAGAAUGCGGUGCCGAAGACAAUUAUGCAGCUGAUGAAUGUCGAAGGAUUGACGCGAGAGAAUGUCGCGAGUCAUUUACAGAAGUACAGGCUUUAUUUGAAGCGAAUGCAGGGAGGAGGAGCAAGUGAGGCGAAUGAUCAUUUGUUUGAAUCGACUCCGGUGCCGCCGAGUUUGAAAGAGUCUUCGGUGAGGAGUGGAAGUGGUAGUGGGAGUGGAAAUGUGAGUGGACAUGUGCCGAUGCAUUAUGGAGCGCAGAUGGUGCCAAUGCCGAUGCCGAUGCCAUUGCCGGUUUAUGGACAGAUGAGUGGCUAUCCUGGAUUUGAGUAUGGUAUGAUGCAACAGAAGGAUUGGUCUGGGAAUAAGUUUGAUGCGGUUAACUCGUAUCAGCGGAUCCCUCAAUGUGAUAAGUGAUAAUUUGGUUGUUGGAAGGGAGGUUAGAUUUUUGCCUUUUUGGAGCUUUAAUUGUCGUUUUUGAAAUAUAAUAUUAACUUUUGCCUUUUUAUUGUGCUGAUGGAUGAUGCAUAAAUUAUGUGAAUGACUUGAAAAGUUGAAAUCGUUUGUUUAAA
Daucus carota subsp. sativus is the source of this 1103-nucleotide messenger RNA. RefSeq names its product transcription factor LUX. NCBI's taxonomy places the organism in Eukaryota, Viridiplantae, Streptophyta, Magnoliopsida, Apiales, Apiaceae. Gene Ontology annotation, biological process: regulation of DNA-templated transcription. The transcript has a single exon. Gene Ontology annotation, molecular function: DNA-binding transcription factor activity; DNA binding. Gene Ontology annotation, cellular component: nucleus. Bases 142 to 948 code for a protein of 268 amino acids. The record is from RefSeq and is a predicted model, not a curated record.